Photinus pyralis (common eastern firefly) is the source of this 739-nucleotide messenger RNA. RefSeq lists its product as uncharacterized. The record is from RefSeq and is a predicted model, not a curated record. The coding region runs from base 73 to 387 and encodes 104 amino acids. Lineage: Eukaryota; Metazoa; Arthropoda; Insecta; Coleoptera; Lampyridae. The transcript has 3 exons.
CGUCAAGCUCAAGGAUUAUCUAAGUGGAACGGUAUUAUGUAACGAACGCUGAUUCUUAUUUUGUCGCGCGAAAUGGUACCGAAAGUGCUUUUAAUUGUUGGCCUAUUCGCCUUCUUCCAUUUACGUAACGGUCGGGGCGAAAAUCACGAAGACGUAUUCGAGUGCAGCGAAAAUGGCACGUAUGUUUUAGACGGGGCCUAUCCCUGCCAGUGCAUCGCCCAAUUGAAUAACACGCUGAACUGUGACCUAUCCAAGUGUCCAGAUGAACCGGUGAUACGCAUCAAUUGCAUAGUCGGGUCCAGUUGGCAAGACGGUUGCGGCAAGUGCUGGUGCAGAAGCAUUGGAAGGGUGUGCUCUUAUGAUGAUUGUCACAAGGAGAAGAACUAAAAAUUUCCGUUCAAUGAUGUUAGUGGAAUUCAGUGCUUAGUUAUUUAGAGACAUUUUUGUUAUCUUGACCCUUAGGACAGCGAUAAUGGGGUCACACGUUCUCAUUGCGGUUUAUACUUUGCUUUAACUAGUUCAAAGGUUACAACCGGUCUACAGCCUAGGCAGGAAUCAUCACAGAAUUUGUGCACAAGCAACUUCUACACAAGAUCUGUAAAGAAAAUACUUAGAAUGUACACGUAAUGUACAUAAAACUUACCCGCGCAGUGUAAAUUUAGCUAGGGCUUUCGAAGGAUCGAGAUAUAAUUAUAGGACGUUCAUCGCUUUCUAAUAAAUAAUAAACUUAUGGAAUAAG